This is a messenger RNA of Cryptomeria japonica (Japanese cedar), 4216 nucleotides long. Its product is annotated as auxin response factor 6. Bases 987 to 3794 code for a protein of 935 amino acids. NCBI's taxonomy places the organism in Eukaryota, Viridiplantae, Streptophyta, Pinopsida, Cupressales, Cupressaceae. The transcript has 14 exons. Gene Ontology annotation, molecular function: protein binding; DNA binding. The record is from RefSeq and is a predicted model, not a curated record. Gene Ontology annotation, cellular component: nucleus. Gene Ontology annotation, biological process: regulation of DNA-templated transcription; response to hormone.
UAUUGCCUUUUGCUACUGUUUCUGCAGCUGCUUUCGAUUUUUUUUGAGCCUUUGGGCGAAAAUUUUAAAGCGGAAAGGAAAGGAAAGGAAGUGGUCUUGUGCAGACCGCCAUUGAUCAAUGUGUGAGUGCAAGAGGGAGGUGAGUAUGCAGGUUUGAGAAGGAAGUUGAGAGUGGCAGGCGAUCGAUGAGGGGGAAAUACAGGGGGAGGAGGAGAAGAAGCGGGGGGAUUUAUGAAGGUUUCAAUGAGGAAAUCGCUGCUUGAGCUGCCCUCGGAUCGAGUGUCGUGGAGUUGUUCAGCUGUGAAGAUUACGUGAAGGUGUUCGAGUUAGAGGCUGGGCUGAAGUCUGUGGAUGCUGUUUGCGUUGUUCUUUUGUUGGAGCUGGCUGUGGAUGUGAAAAGGUGCAAGAAUUGAGGGUUUGAGAGGGUGGAAGUGCGAAAGAGUGAGGAGUCUAUGAGGAGUAAGUUAGGGACGAGAAAUAAGUUCAGGAAAGGAGGCGCUGGGGGUGGAUUGUUGUAGGUGUGCUUUGUAACUGUGGGGACUGUGGUUGAGUAUGUUUGUUUUGGGGAGUAGGAGUCUCGAAGGAGGGAUCUGGAUGGACGAGCGUGAUUUGGUUAAGCUGUAGCGGAAAUUUUCCGUAAUGCGCUGUUUGAAAUCUUGAGAAAGGCCUCUCUGCUUUUCCAGGAGGUCGUGGGUUGGAAACUUGGAAGAAAAGAAAGGGACGAGUGAGCAGGGACCUUGCAUUGUGGAAGCACAGACGUUCUGUCAGGAUUUUGCUUUGCGGUGGUCAAUCUGGACGCGAAAGCUCUGCGGCUUCUGGUGUUAUCGUGAUAGCUGGGAGUUUGGCCUUUUCGGGUGCAGAGAUGUACGAAUUUGAAGGAUUGGCCAUGAAACACUGUUAAAUCUAGUCUAUUUCGGGCUGCGGGGAGGCAUUAUUGAAAAUCUGAAAGCAGGCUUUUCUGUUUGUGUAUAUUUAAUUUAGGCGAGAUGAGGCUUUCGUCUCCUGGUUUCGGUCAGCAGGCCCAGGAAGGAGAAAGGCGUUGUCUUAACUCAGAGCUUUGGCAUGCCUGUGCUGGACCACUGGUGUCCUUACCUGCUGUUGGGAGCAGGGUCGUCUAUUUUCCACAGGGCCACAGUGAGCAGGUGGCUGCCUCAACAAACAAGGAGGUUGAUGCUCACAUACCGAAUUAUCCAAAUCUUCCACCUCAGUUAAUCUGUCAGCUUCACAAUGUCACUAUGCAUGCAGAUGUGGAGACAGACGAAGUAUAUGCUCAAAUGACAUUGCAACCAUUGAGUGCUCAAGAGCAAAAAGACACUUAUCUCUCAUCUGACCUGGGUACACCAAGCAAACAACCAACUAAUUACUUCUGCAAAACUUUAACUGCAAGUGACACUAGUACCCAUGGUGGUUUCUCUGUCCCACGCCGAGCAGCAGAAAAGGUUUUUCCUCCCCUGGAUUUUAAUCAGCAGCCACCUGCUCAGGAACUUAUUGCCAGAGAUCUUCAUGAUAAUGAGUGGAAGUUUCGGCAUAUCUUUCGGGGACAACCUAAAAGGCAUCUGCUAACGACAGGCUGGAGUGUUUUUGUCAGUGCAAAGAGACUUGUCGCUGGAGAUUCUGUCCUCUUUAUUUGGAAUGAGAAAGGACAAUUAUUGUUGGGAAUCAGACGGGCAAACAGACCACAGACUGUUAUGCCCUCAUCGGUGCUUUCAAGUGAUAGCAUGCAUAUAGGACUUCUUGCUGCAGCUGCUCAUGCUGCUGCUACAAAUAGUCGAUUUACUAUUUUCUAUAAUCCAAGGGCAAGCCCAUCUGAAUUUGUUAUUCCACUGGCCAAGUAUGCUAAAGCAGUUUAUCAUACCCGUGUUUCUAUUGGGAUGCGUUUUAGGAUGUUAUUCGAGACAGAAGAGUCGAGUGUUCGUCGAUACAUGGGCACUAUAACUGGCAUGGGUGACUUGGAUCCGGUCCGCUGGCCACAUUCACAGUGGCGUUCUGUAAAGGUUGGUUGGGAUGAGUCAACGGCAGGUGAAAGGCAACCACGUGUAUCUCUGUGGGAGAUUGAACCUCUAGCCACCUUUCCAAUGUAUCCAUCGCCUUACCCUCUAAGAUUAAAACGCCCUUGGCCACAGGGAAUCACUUCACUUCAUGGUAUCAAGGAAGAUGAUGGUAUGAAUACACCUUUUAUGUGGAUGCGAGGAGAUAAUGGAGAGCGCACUCUUCAGGCAUUAAAUUUCCCAGGAAUGAGUAUGAAUCCUUGGAUGCAACAGAGAUUUGAUUCUUCUGUACUGGGGGUGCAAUCAGAUGUUUACCAGGCAAUGGCUGCGGCAGCUCUACAGGAAAUGAGGACUGUUGAUCCCUCAAAGCAGCUGUUGCAGUUUCAGCAGCAGCAACAGCCAUCUCAGCAGUUUCAGUGUAGAACGAGUCCCCAAAUACCAAGGCAGGUUUUUCAACAUCAACAGCCACCACAACAGCAUAUCCUUCAGCAGCAGGCUCAGAAUUUACAAGAUCAGUUGCCUCAAAGUCAUCUUCUGCAGCAGCAGUUACAGCAAAGUUCAUCUCCACAUCAAAUUUUGCAGCACAAGAUGCAGCAUUCUUUUAGUGAUCAGCAGCAAUCUUUGUCUGAGCAACAACAGUGCCAGCAGUCUUUUCAAAUUCCAAAUGUCGGUGGUGCUUUAUCACAGCUUCCUUCAUCUCAAACUCAGCCACCGCUAAGUUUGCCAUCAUCCAUGUGUUCACCACCAGUAUUUACAGAUGCUAAUGGAAAUUUCUCUUCAGCUGUUACAACUUCAAGUAUGUCUCCACUUCAAAAUAUAUUGAGCUCUUUGACUGCAGAAGAAAGUUCUCAUUAUUUGAAUUUGCCCAGAACCACCCAGACCCAGCCCGUAGUGCAGCAACCUGCCAGAACCCUAACGCCUGGUAUUUCUAGAGAAUGUCAGCUUUCUUCUGGUUCAUGGGUUCAAAAGCGGUUAUCAAAUAAUUUGGCAUCCUGCCUUUCAGGUGGACAAGUUGAAGCCCCUCUUCCAUCUGGAGGUCAAUGUAUUGUAGCCCAAAGUGAAUCCUUAGGCCAGUCGCAUAUUCCCGCACCUUCUAUGUCAUUACCUCAUUUCCCAUCAAGAGACUGCACUUCAGAGCAGGAUGGACUUCAUCCUGAUUCUCAGAGUCAUCUUUUGUUUGGCGUUAACAUAGACUCACCAUCUUUGAUUGUUCCAAGCACAUUGUCAAACUUGAGGACUGAUGUGACAGUGCCAUUUAAUGUUUCUAAUUUCUUCAAUCCACCUACUUGUGCAUCUGGUUCAGAUUUUCCACUGAAUUCAAACAUAGGUGUCUCGGCAUGUUUGGAUGAAAGUGGACUUUUGUCUUCUGCAGAGGAUUUGGGACAGAUGAAUCCACCUACAAGAACCUUCAUAAAGGUAUACAAGCAAGGGUCAGUUGGGAGAUCUUUGGAUGUCACACGUUUCAGCAGUUAUCCAGAACUGCGAAGUGAACUUGCCCGCAUGUUUGGCCUAGAAGGCCAGCUUGAGGACCCUUUAAGAUCAGGCUGGCAGCUUGUGUUUGUCGAUAAGGAGAAUGAUGCACUUCUCCUUGGAGAUGAUCCUUGGGAGGAGUUCGUAAACAAUGUUUGGUUCAUUAAAAUACUCACACCUUCAGAAGUACAGAAGAUGAGUCAGGAAGGGUUGGAGCUUUUGAGCUCAAUUCCAACCCAACGCCAGACAAGCAGUGGUUCUGAGGAGUAUGUAACCAGACAGGACUCUCGCAAUCUGGGUUCUGCGAUCACGUCAACUGGAUCUCUGGAUUACUGAGUACGAUGAAAUCUUUCUGUAAUAUAAUACAGGAUUUCAUUUUGUGCCUUUAGGCAAGGACUAUUACAACAUAAGCACAUAUUAUGUUAUUGCAUGCUCUGGAUUUCUAGAGUAUGGGUAUUGAUUACUGUAUUAUAAAGUCCUUUUCUAAAUGUCCUGAAGGGGAUGCUAGUGUGUUCGUUAAUUGAAAUAGCUUUGUGCGCAUAAACAACUUACAUGCGUUCCCCAAUGGCUUUGUCCAGAUUGUACCCAAUUUUCAUAGCAGGACAACAAAAUUUGUGUUAUAUAUCCCCAUUGCUCUGCUAUAGAAAGGGUGUAGGUGAUAGCUUUAUUUUGUGCGGUUUGGAUCCUAGACGGUAAACUUAUAUUUUUGUUUCAGAUCAGGAUUGUCCUGUAUUUUCAAUCCAACUUAUUUCAGUCUA